Messenger RNA from Pungitius pungitius (ninespine stickleback), 1644 nucleotides. RefSeq names its product formin-like protein 2. Gene Ontology annotation, biological process: cell migration; regulation of cell shape; cortical actin cytoskeleton organization. Gene Ontology annotation, cellular component: cytosol. NCBI's taxonomy places the organism in Eukaryota, Metazoa, Chordata, Actinopteri, Perciformes, Gasterosteidae. Bases 176 to 1552 code for a protein of 458 amino acids. The transcript has 13 exons. The record is from RefSeq and is a predicted model, not a curated record. Gene Ontology annotation, molecular function: actin filament binding.
UCGUACCAGCGAGCUCUCUUCCUCUGCCCCCACUCCCCCCCCUCCUCCCCCUGUUGCCCCCCCUCUUCCAGGUUCAGGUGGGUCACCUACAGUGAUCUUUAACUCUGGACUUGCAGAGGGUCCUCUUAAGUUAUUCUCGGUGAAAAUAAAGAAGCCAAUCCAGACCAAGUUCAGGAUGCCUGUGUUGAACUGGGUCGCCCUUAAACCAAGUCAGAUCAACGGGACCGUCUUCAACGACAUCGACGACGAGGCUAUCCUGCAGGACCUGAAUGUGGAGGAGUUUGAGGAGAUGUUUAAGACAAAGGCUCAGGGUCCAGCAGUGGACUUGACUUUGUCCAGACAGAAAGUUCCUCAAAAAGCUCCAUCCAAAGUAUCUCUGCUGGAGGCCAACCGGUCUAAGAACCUGGCCAUCACUUUAAGAAAGGCCGGCCAGGGACCGGAGGUCAUCUGUCGCGCCAUCCACACGUUUGACCUUCGCACCGUGCGAGUCGACUUUGUCGAGUGCCUCAUGCGUUUCCUGCCCACUGAAGCAGAAGUGAAACUUCUACGCCAAUACGAGAGGGAUCGAAAGCCCACCGAGGCUCUGAGUGACGAAGACCGGUUCAUGAUGCAGUUCAGUCGCAUUGAGAGACUCAACCAGCGCAUGUCCAUCAUGACCUUCAUGGGCAACUUCGCAGACAAUGUACAGAUGUUAACCCCGCAACUUCACGCCAUGAUCGCAGCUUCAGUUUCUAUCAAAUCAUCUCAGAAGCUCAAGAAGAUCCUGGAGAUCAUUUUGGCUUUGGGGAACUACAUGAACAGCAGUAAGAGAGGAGCAGUGUACGGAUUCAAGCUGCAGAGUCUCGACCUGCUCUUGGAGACCAAGUCCACAGACAGGAAACAGACGUUGCUUCAUUACAUCGCCAACGUGGUCAGAGACAAAUAUCCUGCAAAGUGUUUGUUCUACAACGAGCUUCACUAUGUGGACAAGGCUGCAGCAGUGAGUCUAGAGAACGUGCUGUGUGAUGUGAAGGAGCUGCAGCGCGGCAUGGAGCUCACCUGGAGAGAGUUCAGUGUUCAACACAACGCCAUUCUGAAGGAUUUCAUCAGCAGACACGAAUCACGGCUUAGCAAACUGCUGGAGGACGCACGCAUCGCUGAGGAUGCUUUUGAAGACGUGGUGAAAUUUUUCGGAGAGAGUUCAAAGACGAUGCCGCCAUCUGUGUUCUUUCCCAUCUUUGUUCGCUUCAUCAAGGCAUACAGGCUGGCAGAGGAGGAAAACGAGCAAAGGAGGCGUCAAGAACAAAUAUUACUGGAGAAGAUGGAGCAAGAGGACCAGCAGGAGGAACAGGAGACCAAGUCUCCCUCCCACAGGGGCAAGCGGCAGCAGCAGGAGCUUCUCACAGAGCUCAGACGAAAACAAGGAAAAGACAGUCGCCAUGUUUACGAAGGGAAGGAUGGAGCCAUUGAGGAUAUCAUCACAGCUCUGAAAGCUGUACCUUUCACGGCCCGAUCAGCCAAACGCAGCUCUCGCUUUUUCUGUGACCCCGCCCACUCUGAGGAGCACUACUGAGAGAGAGACAUUAAAUCACAGCAAAGUACUCAACGACCAAUUAGCACUUUGAAAGGCUGAGUGAUGUGAGGUGAUGAUGUCAUAGUCUGUGU